CAGUGACAAACAAACCAAGCCAGCGCUCAGGACCGCCGUGGAAGGGAGCGUGCUGUUUUCCACAAACGCUGCAUCCACAGCAGAGCAGACAAACAGAGGGACUCAUAAAGGGAAGUGCAUGCAUGCAUUAAUGUGUGUGCAGAUAUUUGGAGCUGGUGAAGAUUUUCGAGGAAAUAAAAGUGGACCGCUGCUGAUGGAGCUGCUGGCACAUUGAGGCUGGGCUGUGACUGUUUGCAUUGUUGCAUAUGUUUCCUCCAAUGGAAUAAUUGUCCUCAUGCAUAAAAGGAAUAACUGAUAAACUCACAUUUUCGUUCUCAAUGGUGCUUGAAGGCAGAGAGAUGGACGGGAUCGGUAACACCAUGCAGAAGAAGGCUGCAGAGCUGGAGCGGCUGGCCGAGGUGCUCGUCACCGGAGAACAGCUGAGGCUGCGGCUCCACGAGGGGAAGGUGAUCAAAGAUCGGCGGCACCACCUGCGAACUUACCCAAACUGCUUUGUGGCCAAGGAGCUCAUUGAUUGGCUGAUCGAACACAAGGAGGCCUCAGAUCGGGACACAGCUAUCAAGAUCAUGCAAAAACUUUUAGACCAGAGCAUUGUUCACCAUGUGUGUGACGAGCACCGGGAGUUCAAAGACUUGAAGUUGUUUUACCGCUUCCGUAAGGACGACGGUACGUUCCCGUUGGACAGUGAAGCCAAGGUCUUCAUGAGGGGCCAGAGGAUAUAUGAGAAGCUGAUGAACACAGAGAACAACCUCUUACAGACCAGGGAGGAGGAGGGUGGGACAUUCGAGCGGACGCUGGUGGCCUCCGAGUUCAUUGACUGGCUGCUACAGGAGGGAGAGAUGGCAACCAGGGAGGAGACGGAGCAGCUGGGACGGAGGCUUCUUGAACAUGGCAUCAUUCAGCACGUCGCCAACAAGCAUCACUUUGUCGACGGGCCCCUCCUCUAUCAGUUCAGGAUGAACUUCCGGCGACGGCGGCGACUGAUCGAACUUCUUCACGAGCGAGGCCGCAGCAUCCCUGAGAGCCAUGACAGCCCCUUCUGUCUCCGCAAGCAGAACUCAGAUGGAGGCAACACCAGCUUCCUGUCAGUGAGUCCCACUAAAGAGAUAAAGGUGGCGGUCGGAGUUCGUCGGAGCAGCAUGAGCAGCAGCUGUGGCAGCAGCGGUUAUUACAGCAGCAGUCCUACGCUCAGCAGCAGCCCACCUGUCCUCUGCAACCCCAAAUCUGUUCUAAAGAGACAAGUGAGUCCAGAGGAGCUGCAGACACCAGGAGGACCUUUUAUAAAGAAGACAUUUACCAUCAUAGGCGAUGCUGUGGGCUGGGGCUUCGUGGUGCGAGGCAGCAAACCCUGUCACAUCCAGGCUGUGGACCCCGGUGGACCUGCAGCUGCUGCUGGAAUGAAGGUGUGUCAGUUUGUGGUGUCGGUGAACGGACUGAACGUCCUCUCUCAUGACUACCGGACCGUCAGCAACCUCAUCUUAACUGGACCCAGGACAAUCGUCAUGGAAGUGAUGGAGGAGGUAUAAGUUUGAGACCAGCUACAAGAGAAGGCCUCGUAGAAGAGCAGUAUAAUAAUUUUGUUGGGGACGAGAGGGUUUAAUACGUGACCUCAAAACCACACGGAGAAACGUAGACAACUUGAUACGCAACUCGCACUCUCGCUGUUCCAACGUUGUUUGAACGAGGUGGAUGACUGAGAAACUGUGUGUGUUCAGGAAUAUGGGUAAUCGAGUCAAGUAAAUGAUUCAACCUGUGGGUAAAACCCACAGGUUGUUCUAGUUUUUCUUUGAAUUUCGAGGCACAUGCACUACAGAGGGAAAGUGCAGGAGCCACCACUUCUAUAGAUGGUGAUCCAGCUGCCUCAUUGUGACUGUCAGUAUUACGACUUUAUGUGUGGAGUAGGAAAACCCAAAUUCCCUGUUUUUUGUUUGAGUUUUCAACCUGAACUGCUUCAUGAAUCUGUUGCUGAACAUGUCAAAGGAUGUGAGACACAAUUUUUAUCAUUAGAACGUGGAGAUGAGGAAGUACAAGCUGAAACUGUAAGAGAAAAGAACAUUGACCUCUCCCCCAGUUAGUUUCCAACCAGGGACUGAAGCGCCUGACGGCUCAACACUGCCCUCUGCUGGGAAGGACAGGCAGACACGGAGAGGGAGUGCAUUUAUACUACUACAAACAGUAAAUCACAAGUCUUUGGUUUCAGAGUGUUUAAAUGUUUCUUUCCUUGCUUGGGAAACACCAUGUUAAAUAGAAAAAAAUACAAAUUUCUACCCUUGUCAUGUGAAAAACCCUGCACUGGCAAAUUCACAACUGUGAAUGCCCAGGUAGAUUUAUACAUAGCUGCUAGAAACAUGUAAGUGUACAUAAUAAAGGUGCAGUAAUAAACUGCAUAUGACAUUAACAGGCACAACGUAUAUAUAGAAAAGUUACAAAAACUUUAUGCACAAACAAACGAAGAGGCCCUGCUUUAGAAAAAAUUGUGUUUACAGGAUGAAGCCUCAUUAAAGGUAGAGUAAGCAAUGCCGGAGAAAGACUUCCUAUCUGAGCUCAACAGUAAAACAAAUACACCCCUCCCUUCAGUGUCCCUUCAGAAGCUCUGCCCCCUGUGGAAGUGGAUACUCUUUCUCAUAGCUGAAGCAAAACAAACCUUGUAAUAUAAAACGUCGUCAAACAAACGACACGCACACAAACACAUCCAAACAUCAAGCAUCUAAAACACAAACUAGUGAGAGAUAGUUGUUUAGUUUGUUUUAGAGAGGACUAUGUAGGAUUGUAGCUAAGCUAACAAGGAAGGUAAUGUUACCUGACAUAGCAUUUCAAAUUAUGCAUCAAUCCAGAUAAAUCCAAUCCGCUAGCAAACCUGUGUGUUUAGAUCCUUGUGGUUAUAAAACCUUUUGCACGUUGUAUGGACCAGUAUCAUGAUACAGAGUAAACAACGAGACGGCAAACUGCUGCAAAGCUAACAUGCAGAGAAGACGACGCAGUUUCCCAUAGCCUGCGAACCAGCUCCAGACAGCGAUACUCACUACUCUCCUGCUACUGUAGCUAGCUUCAUACCAACAGCAUAUGUAGGGAAAAUAAAAAGUAAGCCAAACAUCUGUGGGAAAGUAAUUUAACGUUAGCGGACACACUAAUGUACCUGCUGCUUGCCAACUAACAACUGGGGGUUAGCUAUCACAAACAUUAGCAAACGGUACAAAAUAAUACUGACCUAUCGGCUCUGUGAAACAUAGCAGCACUCUGAGGUCUCUCCUCGUUGGCUGCAGUAGCAGUGGGCAGGUGUCUCCUCUUUGGGUUGGUCCACGGCUGUUUCUCCUUCUUGACAGUGCGAUCAUGUUGUGGAGUAUAUACCAGCAUCACAAUGCUUCCGGUGAACAUUUCUUCCAUGCACGCACCUUCACCGCCGGUCUCUCAUCUGCAGUCCCAAUCAAUCCCUUUUCAAAAACUCAGAACAGUCAGGCGGCAAAAGAAGGGUAGACUGCUCCUACAUUUCCCUGGUAAUCCUUAAAUUGACACUAUCCACUAACAUGUGCCAGAUUAACUAUGUAUUGGUUUAGAAUUGCUUACUCCACCUUUAAUCUGCAAACUAAAACUGCUACAGCACUGAGAACAGCUCGGUGACUGUAUUUAAAAAAGAAAAAAAAAAGAACUUCCCUUGAUCUCUUUAGUAUCUUUUAGUUUUUAGUUUUUUUUAAGAUGAUGCCUGAUAUGCAGACCCUAUACUUCCAUAAUGAUACAAGAAGUCAUUAUUUGUUAUCAUUUGUAAGAGCUUGUUUAAGAGAAAAAGAGAGAGUAAAUAUUGUAUGUUAUAUUUACUAUUGAGAUGUUCUCAGUUCUGAAACACCUUUAGAAAAUCUUUCUAAGAAGUGUAACAUUUAUUGACUAAAAUUAAAACAGUAGGUAUGUUUUAUACCAGUGGCAAUGCCAAAUAAGUCCUAAACUAUAAUUAGAGCCAUGUUAUGCAAACAAGCUUUAUUGAGUAGUCAACAGUAGUAAAAAGUAGUAGAAUAUUAAAGAGUAGGAUGACUAUAUGAGCACUUGAACUAUUAAACAAUUGUUUUAAUUGACAAAAGCACUUAGGUGACAAAAGUUUUCUUUUUGGAAUAACAUUGGGAUUUUGAAUUGAAUGUAAAUGUAUCUUGUGAAUAUACAAUCUGACAUCCCCAAUUUGAAACUAAUAAGAAAUAAUAAUCUCCUGCUGGCCCCUGAAAGCUGUGCAGUAAAAUCUAUACAUAGUAUGAUGUAUUUAUUUGAAAUAUGACGUCUGUGUGUCUGAUUUGUUUUUUAAUGGCAGCACACUGUAUAUCAACUGCACAUUCCAAAUAUUAGAUAAUUUAAUAUGGAAGAGUCAUUUCCCUCAAAUCACCAAAACCCACAUCUGCUCACUCAUUCCUAGUGAAGAAGUCUGUCAUGCAGAUAGAUUGGAAAAAAGCUUAAUUUGUGUUGAUCAUUAACAACAACUUCCAUUUCCAAUAUAGGGGCACUUUGUAAGUAAUUUUCAUUGCAGCUACUUUCUACUGAGGAAAUAUCAAUACCCCCUCACAAACCAGUUGACAGCUAGUCCAUCAAUUAUCAGAUUCCAGAAAGAUCUUGUUUUGAUUUUUUUCAACUCUGUGAAGACCACAAACUAGAUUUAAUUUAUCUCCAAUGUACUGAAAAAAGCCUGAAACUAUGAUUGGCUAGAUACAACUACAGGUAAAUGAGGAACAUUUAAAGUUUUUAUUUUUUGGAAUUUGGAUAAAAUGAAAUUUAGAAAAAAAAUCUAGAUCUAGACUAGUCUAGAUCUGAAAGUUUGCUGGAUUAAAAGCAAGUUUGAGGUUUAUAUAAUUGGAUUUGUACAUCAUUAGCCUCCAAAAUAACAUCUGAAUUAAGUGUGUUUAUAGACAGUGCCAUUAUGUGCUCAGGCAUACUAGCAUGAAAAGAUCCAACUAUAAUUAUUUAAAAGAGAGCAUAGAUAAAUGAUGCUCAUAGUGCUCAUACAGUAUAUGUCUGUCUGUUUUAGACAAAGCAACACUGCCUUGUUCACCAGAUAUGUACUAAGUUUAGUCCUGAAGUGAAAUUAUUACAAAAAAAAAAAAAAAUUAAGCACAAGUGCUGCAAAGUGGUGGGAAGUUUUUAUUACCAAGAGGUUGAAUUUAAUCUGUCUCAUCAAACUGCCUCCAUACAUGUCCUAAGUGAGUUCUUCAGUGGACAUGUCAUUGGUGUUUCUCAGUGUGCUUGGGUGUUGUAAGCAGUGAAAUGCAUGAUUCCUGUAAAUCUGUGAUUAUGUAGCAUUAGCUCUUAAUCCAAAGCACUUCUUGAGUUUAUUGACUCAUAGGAAUGUAUUAUCUGACAAACCGUUUCAGAAGUAAAGUCGAUUUGGGCCUUAACCAGUCUUUGUUUCUACAUGCUUUCUGCACCAACAUUGGUAUAAAACUGUUACAGAAUAUUUUAGAGCUUCUCAGACAUCGGCGAUAAUCUCUGGUCGACUCUGCUAAACAUUCAUGAUGUUUUGUCUUACUUGCUGAUCUCAUGUUGUUGGAUGAUGCCACAUAAUAUACCAUUUGUAUUACUGAGUGUGUAAUAUUGAUCAAUAUUUUGUUGGUAGGGUUUUAUAUACUUUAUAAAAGGGACCCUAAAUACAAAAACUACUUUUUAAGGCUAUUUUUGCCUUUACUGUGACAGCAACUGUGAGAGAGAACAGGAACAGGAAGGUUGGGGGGAGAAUGAGGGGAUGCCAUGCAGCAAAGGGCCUGGGCUGGAUUCAAACCCUGGCCGCUUCGGUCGAGCGCUAUCAGGUGAAUUACUGGGGUGUCCCAUAGCUUUCAAUAUUCUUUCAGCUGGUAACAUGGUAAAAAUCACUGCAGACAUUAGCGAUUCUGGAAUCAAGAUUUUUCAUUAGCCUCCUGUAGAGAUGCCAUUAGACUUUAAGAGUUAAUAUCUACACUCAGUGUGGGUUCAAAUUUUCUGUUUUUCUUUAAUUGAAAACUCGCCUACCUGAACUUUUCAACUUGGUAUUUGUUCUUUUUACUGUGUUUGUAAAAUGAUCUGGUUAAAGGGUUGUGAUUUUGAUAAAGGAAAUGGAAAAUGCUGCGUGUUUGUCUGAAGGCAGUUUGUAAAGGGGACAGGGAUCGAUUAUGGUCUCAGAAGGGGUUCGGGAAACAGAAAUAUGCAGAAGUGAGGCAGACGUGACAAAUGUUCCACUUCACAUGGUCUAGAAAUGUGUCAUGUGUAUUUUUGUAAAGUGUUGAAGGGGUUCUGUGUGGUCAUAGUUCACUGACUGCUCAACAAUAAGCCUGAAAGCGUUUGCCUUGAGAUUUUAUUUUGCUGCUCAUCACAGCUGGUGGUCAUCAAGUCUCUUGUUCUGUUCUAUUGACAAUCGGUGUACAGACCCUACCUUUAAAUAGCACAACUUUGGUUUCAAAAGCAAGGCUCUGAAAGAAUGUAUCUCACCACCAUAGUCCACAUUGUGCUGUUGUCAGUUUUAUACUUAAGCUUAAAUGACUCAUUCAAUUAAAGGGAUUCUUUGCUUCACGUUCACCUCAUGAGGCCGUAGUGAGGGCCCAAACAUUUUCAGCAGGUACAGAUGUGUGUUUACUUCUUUCUUCUCCGCUAUCAGAGAUUGAAUGUUGGGUUUGAAGACAAUAUAAGCUCACAGUACCACAGUCUGUUUUUGACAACGCAAAUGAAGCUCAUUCAGAUGCUUUAAUGUAUUAAACAGUUAAUCAAGUGUUUAAUAAACAAACUGAUCUGA
This is a messenger RNA of Seriola dumerili (greater amberjack), 6730 nucleotides long. RefSeq names its product DEP domain containing MTOR interacting protein (gene deptor). The coding region runs from base 318 to 1526 and encodes 402 amino acids. Gene Ontology annotation, biological process: negative regulation of TOR signaling; intracellular signal transduction. The transcript has 10 exons. Lineage: Eukaryota; Metazoa; Chordata; Actinopteri; Carangiformes; Carangidae. Gene Ontology annotation, molecular function: protein binding. The record is from RefSeq and is a predicted model, not a curated record.